UCAUCUGAUAUAUUUCAUUGAAUACUGAUUUAGUUAAGGUUAAAUGGCACCCCACAAAGAAGCAUUUAUAGCAAAGUGGACUGAGUCUUUGACCAAUGUGCUUAUAAGUUUGUUGGUGGAAGAGGUGAAAAAAGGAAAUCGCCCCACCUGCACCUACAACAAAGUAGGGUGGAAUAACAUACAUGUCGAGUUCAAUAAACAAACAGAACUCCACUAUAAUGUAGUUCAAUUGAAAAAUAGGGUAAACAAACUAAAGAAGCAAUAUAGUAGUUUUAAGAAGCUUCUUUCACAAUCUGGAUUUGGAUGGGAUAAUGUCAACAAAACAGUUACUGUGGAGGAGUCAAGUGUAUGGGAUUCUCACAUCAAGGAUAAUAUUGAAUGGGCUAAAUUCAAGAAUGAUGAGUUUCCUCAGUAUCCAGACCUUUGUAUUGUGUUUGGUGAUACAUAUGCUACUGGGGCGUAUACAGCAGGAAAUGCAGAAGAAAAUGCAGAAGAGUAUGUGGUGUCGGAUGAAGAAGACAAUGGUGUUAGUGGUGACAAUGGUGGUGGUGAUACCAUAGGUGAUGCGGAGGAAUCUAAUGAAAACAAUGUUGAUACGGGAGUCCUUGCAUCUGACGCGACUCCCACCUCAGUUCGUGAGAAACACAAGUUGAAUAGGACUCCAAAUUCCAAGAGGAGAAGAAAGAGUAAUAACCAUGAACUCGGUGUCAUCAUGAAAGCCAUUCAAGAAAUAAUCAAAUCAAGGACCGUCAAAUCAACAAGUGACUCCAUAACCUCAAAGGCCCCACCUCCUGUAGCCCCACCUCCUGUAGACCCCUACUCCAUAGCAGUUGUGGUCGCCAUUCUAAAUGGCAUGUCUAAUUUGGAGCAGAAUCUUUACAAUAAGGCUGUGAAUCAGGCAUGCCUUAAUGCCACUUGGAGAGAGGCUUUCAUGAUUGCUCUACCCGAAAGGAGGCGUGGACUUAUUGAAUCUCUUGAGUAGUUGUUAAGAAACACGCUAUAGAUUUCUAUUUUGUUUAAUUUCAUCCCAUGACUUAUGUAUUUGAGACUUUGUUUGUUUAUGUUUUUAUGUUGCAAUUAUUAUGACAUUAUUGUUAUUGUUGAUUAAUAUUGGAGUCCUUAUCUAAUGGGUUUAUAUU
Messenger RNA from Eucalyptus grandis, 1139 nucleotides. RefSeq lists its product as uncharacterized. NCBI's taxonomy places the organism in Eukaryota, Viridiplantae, Streptophyta, Magnoliopsida, Myrtales, Myrtaceae. The transcript is spliced from 2 exons. The record is from RefSeq and is a predicted model, not a curated record. Bases 44 to 982 code for a protein of 312 amino acids.